Messenger RNA from Darwinula stevensoni, 1728 nucleotides. The record is from the annotation of a GenBank genome assembly. NCBI's taxonomy places the organism in Eukaryota, Metazoa, Arthropoda, Ostracoda, Podocopida, Darwinulidae.
AUGAAUGAUGAGACAAAGACACUGAGAAGGAUUCUUUGUUGUGCAGGGAAGGAGUAUGUGCUGACCCAUUAUAGCUGGGAGGGAGAUGCCCUGGUCAGGGCUGGACUCCCCUCUUAUGUCAUUCAGGAAGAAUUCCACCGCUAUGAUGGGUAUUGGUGGAGACCGACAAUGACCAAUGAUGGAGUUUGCCAUAUCUUGUAUGAGGAGGUUGAUGAGACUGGGGUGGAGACGUACAAGAUUGGUUCAGGGAUGAGCCCUGAGGAGACAACUGAGGAACAAAGGUUCCCAAGGGCAGGCAGUCGGAAUGCACGUUUUGCUCUCAAGGUCCUCCGCUUCCACCUCCCAUUUGGGAAUGGCAAGGCUGAAGAGGAUGAGGAGAGGGAGGAUGAUGUGAAUGUGGAUGUAGAUGUUCUGACUGGAUCGUUGGAGCUCCUCUUUCCAUGGGCUGAAUAUCUUAUUGAUGCCAACUGGACCCCUGAUGGAUCCUCAAUCUGGGUGAAGUUGCUGGAUCGGAAGCAGAGGCAGCUAGAAGGUGCCUUAUUGCCACUGGAGACAUUUUCCCUGCCAUCAAUAGUGGAUGAGGAGGAGACUGAAACUGAGAGCAGUCUACCUGAUCCACUGGUCUUCCUCCAUUUGGAAUCACCUACAUCCUACCUCAAUAGCAGGCUGGUCUGUCCCAAGGUUGAUGGUGUAGUUCGCUUUAUUGAGUCCUGGCCUCGUGACAUCAUCUACUCCACUGAGCAGUCUGGAUACCAGCACCUUUAUUUCGCCUCUUGUGGACAGGAAAAUUCAGUGAGAACACGUCAGUUGACAAAGGGCCCCUGGGUGGUGAUGGCAGAGGAAAUCUGGGUUGAUGAAGAGAAGAAUCUUAUUUAUUUCCUGGCCAAUAAGGACACUCCAUUGGAGAAGCACCUUUAUGUUGCCUCUUACCUCCAGGAAUCAGAACCUGUGUGCCUCACCCAGCAGGGACUUUCUCAUCAUGUCUUCCUUGACAAGGGUUGCAGGAUCCUGGUGUCAUCUUGCAGUCGCUUGGAUAUGCCACCUUUGACACAGGUGUUUAGGAUUCUUUCUUCCAAGGACAUACAUGGAAUCACCAUUGAACCUGUGGGACAGCUCCUGCCUUCACCUGACUCCAAUGCAUGGGUGGGUUACACACCACCUGAAGUCCAUGCUUGCCAGAUCUCCUCAGGGGAGACCCUCUACGCUUUGUUCUUCCCUCCACGCAACUUGGUACCUGGCCAGAAAUAUCCUGUGAUCCUCAAUGUCUAUGGAGGACCAAAAGUCCAGAUUGUCACCAACUCCUUCAAGGGGCGUCGAGAGCUGAGGAAUCACGUCCUGGCUUCAAUGGGUUAUUGUGUCGUCUGCAUUGAUGGCAGGGGUUCAGCCAACCGGGGCUUUUUGUUCGAGUCUCACAUCUUUGGACGUCUUGGUCUUGUGGAGUUGGAUGACCAGGUGGAAGUGCUGAGCUGGCUUGCUGAUCAAAAUCCAUACAUGGACAUGAAUCGUGUUGCCAUUCAUGGUUGGUCUUAUGGAGGCUAUAUCAGUCUCAUGGCCCUUGUGUCCUACCCCCAUGUGUUCAAGGUUUCAGUGGCCGCAGCACCAGUGACAUCCUGGAGACUGUAUGACACAGGCUAUACAGAGAGAUAUAUAGAUCUUCCACAAGCCAAUCCUGAUGGUUAUGACAAUGGUUCUGUCCUCUCACAUGUUCAUAAGUUCCCUGAAGAGUGA